AUGUCGAGAAGUGGUGCCAAGGCUUCACAAUCACCGGUCGAUAACACAAACAUGGCAACCAUGUCACUGCCAAUCACCACAAACGGCGAGAGUUCCACGACAGCCCAGCUUCGAGGCGACCACGAGGAGACGUGUCCACACCAAGCCGACGUCAAAACACUUCGCGAAGAUGUCCACUCAAUAUCAGAGACGCUGCGCUGCGCGAUCUGCAGUCGCUGGAUGUACGAACCGUACGGUCUGGCAUGUGGGCAUACCUACUGCUACAGCUGCCUGGCACAGUGGCUAGGCGGCAAUCAGAAGAAGACGUGUCCCGACUGCAGGACAGUCAUCACACAACAGCCUACACCCUCUUACGUGCUUCGCGAAUUGGUGCUGAUGUUCGCGAGUCGUAAGCAGCUGCUGCCUGAUGGCGAAACUGCGGAAGAACACAGCGGCUUGGCGAAAGACGAGGCAGCGAUCGUGGCUAAGGACAAGGCUGACCAGGAUCCGAGGACUGGUGGGCUGUUCAAGGGCGUUUUUGGCCGUGGUCGCAGACUCAUGCCUAUGCAUGAUCCUGGCGACGGUGUAGACAGGUGUCCGCGAUGUCAUUGGGAGGUGGAGCAUGGGAUGUGCGAAAGGUGCGGUCUGCCGGUGGGCGACGGAGCAAGCGAUUUCUCAGUGGAAGAGCCGGACACGGAUGACGAGGUGGAUCAUGAUUUUGGCGACUACGACGGCGACGCUGAUGACUUGGAUAUGAUUGCGCGUGCUGGUCGAGACUUUGACUCCGAUGGGGACUCCAUGGGCAUGGACGAUUUGGAUCCGGCACUGAUUGAUGCAGCGUUCGGUCCUCCAAACACGUACCAUGACCCUCAGGGGGUUCCCACGCCAGCUGGUAGACGACGCAGAGCCGGCGGUCCUAUACCUAUACCUGUCAGCUCUGACGUGGACGACUCGGAUGAGGACGACGAUGAGCAUGACUCCGAAUUAGACGCGUUCAUCGACGACGAAGCUGAAGAGUCGGCCAGUGAGCAGGAGGCACAUAUGGACGGGUCAUCUGACAGAGACUCCGCUGUCCAUGGUUCGGCACAGCCGAUCAGACGUCGAGGCCGAGCGCAGGUGGUUGUGUUGGACGACGAGGAAGAACCCGGCCGUGCAGCAGACGCAGCGAUACCGAUUGAUGACUCCGAGGAUGAUGCUCCUGUUCGCGGAUCUACUGGCGGCCAGAACAAGCGCAGCCACGUGGUACCAAGACGAGGUCCAGUGCUCAUUUCAGAUGACGAUGAGUCAGAAUCUGAUGAUGGGAACGAACACAACGCAAGACCAAACCCAGCAAGUUUUGGCAGAGCACGAUCAGUUGAGUAUCAAGGCUCAGAGAAUGGCGGGAGAGCACCGUCCACGAAUUAUGACGAAGACUCCGAGCCCGCAAGCCAGGGCUCGAUCCGGCACGAUUAUCACGACUACACACACGAUGACGACGAGGAGGACGACGAUUCCAACGAUGACCAUGAUAGUGAUGAGGAUGACGAAGACGACGAUGAUGUGGCGAAUGGAUACUAG
Molecule: messenger RNA, 1536 nt
Organism: Recurvomyces mirabilis
Lineage: Eukaryota; Fungi; Ascomycota; Dothideomycetes; Mycosphaerellales; Teratosphaeriaceae
Gene: PSH1
Product: E3 ubiquitin ligase
Exons: 2
Coding region: 1-1536 (511 amino acids)
Biological process (GO): proteasome-mediated ubiquitin-dependent protein catabolic process
Molecular function (GO): ubiquitin protein ligase activity
Source: RefSeq, a predicted model, not a curated record